Messenger RNA from Aphanomyces astaci, 1199 nucleotides. RefSeq lists its product as hypothetical. Lineage: Eukaryota; Oomycota; Saprolegniomycetes; Saprolegniales; Verrucalvaceae. The coding region runs from base 103 to 648 and encodes 181 amino acids. The record is from RefSeq and is a predicted model, not a curated record. The transcript has a single exon.
CCGUGUGUGACUCGUUCAUUCUGCGAUUCUGCAACGUGCGUCCCAGCGGCACUUCCAUCGCCGCAACGAACCUGACUAGCAUCAUCACGCCAUCUCGCCACAAUGCCUGUCUUGUUGCGACGAAGCGCCUCUACCUUCACGGUGGAAGAACUGGCCGACGGGUACUCGCGCAAACGACUUGGCUCAUCCCGCAGUGAACUUGGGUCGUCACGGCGCAUUUCCGCGCCUGAAGAGUUCCGUGCGCAAGACAUCACGCAGUGUCGCACGCCGAGUCGUUCAGAGCCUCCAGCGUAUGCCCAACCCGCCCCCGCCGUGGACAAACCUGGUGUGGCUGAGUCAUCCAAGCCGCUGGUGGCCAAGCCCAUGACUUUUGCGAACAUUGUGAACCAGCCGAACUUGAUGAGCGCCCUGGCGAAUGAGCUACACCGCCUGCCGAAAACUUACGUUCGAUUGUGCUGGGACCGCAUCACAACUUCGUUUGCUAGUGUCCGCACGGCGCGUCAAAGAAAGCAGGCAAAGGUGUCCUCGGACACAGAUCCCACGACCACAACAGGCGACGAUGCCCGACCCUCGUCGACUCCAUCCUCCCCAACCACAUCUGAAGCAUCCAACGUGACGCCAAGGUCCCAAUUUCCCCCCCAAGCAUAAACGGGCAGUUUGUGUGCUAGCCGUGUACCAUAGUAGUUUGAAUUCGAUUAAGGGUUUGAAGAAUUAACUUAGCAUUAUGCAUAUUAUGCAUGAUCAAUUUAGCAUUAAUUCUUCCUAGUAAUUUGCUACACGCCGCGAACGCAUGACCCCCGACACUUGGACCCACAAGAAGAUCAAGAUAAGCAGAACGAAUCCCACGAGAAAGCCGUAAAACCGAGGAUUCUGCGCACAACAUCCAAAUCAGCAAGUAUGCAUGAGCAUAGAGCGAUCACUCACCCGGUCGUUGCCUUUGAUUUGGAUGUUGUGUCGCUUCAGCCGCUCGGACAUCUUCCCAUAGCGCUCGCCCUCAUACACCUUCGGACCCAAUGCGACGUUUCUCACUUCUGUCGUGCCUUGCUUGUCUUCAUUGGCGAAGCGGUUUCGAAUGGUCGAGCUCAUGAGCAAAGGACGGACGGACGAGGCGGGAACGAAUGAGGAUGAAAUGCUCAACACGCACACAUGCCGGUCUCUGAUUGGUGGAAACCGCAUCCGACUAUUGUGUGCCAUUAAUA